UAGGAAUAUAAUGCCUCACUGUGAAAGGCGCGUUAUUUGGAUUUAUCAAAAUAAAAACAUUUUACGAGGCAAAAUCAAAAGAUAAUUAAGCUGCUAAUUUGACACAGAGAUGCAUGGAUAUGAUGUUUAAGAAAUGAUUGUAUGAGGGAAUGUACAGUAUAUGGCACCUUGAAGUAUGUCACAAGCAUUGUUUCUUGAAGCUGUUGUCACAUGGGAUGAGAAACUCUGCCAGCAAAAUUUGCAAGAAGCUCUACCGAAACUUAUUAGUCACCUGCAAGAGGCAUCAGUUCUUCAAGAGGAAAUAGGUAUAUUAAAGAUAAUAUGUGUGUCCUUUUUGCCGUGGGUACAGAUAGAAGUAGCAGAAAAUCUGGUGUUUGCAGAUAUCUCCUCAAAGGGAUGCUUAAUGCUUGACAAAGUACUGGAAGAAAUAAAGUUAACACCUAAACACUCUUCAGCACAGGCAAACUUUGAAGUUUUAUUAGAGGUUUUGGUAGAGCUACUUGACUGUUUUACUCAGUGUAUCAAAUUUGCGCAAGGGGCGGGUAAUUCCUACGAGCUUGCCACAGUUCAUUCAUUACCAUAUGGUGCUAUACAUUUACUGAAAGGAACCUACACGCAUUGUAAGGAGAGUAGUGAAGUAUAUGGGGAUGCCCUGGCCUGUGUAACAGAACCACUUUCUGUCCUUUUCAAAAAGGCGCAUGCUUUACAAGUGGCGUUGCUAGGGUUACUGGACAACAUUGUUAUCAACAAAGGUAUCAGCCAGCAAGAUAUAGAUGAUCUUUGUUUUGUGUGCCAGGGAUUGUUUGAGAUAUGUCAGGUAGUGUCCAGUCUGGAUGUGAAACUGGUUGUCAGCCUAUGGAAGGCAAUCUCUAGGUUGUCAGGACGACACAAAAAUCAUCUGAAAGAUGGGCUAGAUGUGGAUACCAUGGUAACAUAUCUCUGUACAGAGAUCAACAAAGGUUAUUCGUAUUUGUUACAACUAGCGCCACCUGGUGAGAAUAACCAAGAAUUGAGCCUAUCACAAGGAGAUUCCGCUGCCUUUCAAAAGUCACUGAAAGUUCUAGGUUACCAGAUGAGGGUUAUAAUUUCCUUGUUGGACAGUUUUAUAGAUAGUAUCAGUGAUUGUGUGAACUCGGUGUAUGAUAUGGUAGUAUCUAUAUUCAGGAGUUUGCCCCCUUGUAUUGUUGAGGUGAACAUAUCUGUGACAAGUUUAGAUGAGAUCCGACGACAUCUUGUUAAUGGUAUAGAACCGUUGGUGAACUUGCUAGUUCAGAAUAGGACAUUUGUUACCAGUAUAAUGUCACAGGGCAGUGAUGUAGCAUCAGAGGAUAGUCUUGCAAGGUUAGAGCUUCUGGUGAAGAUUGCCGACUGCCUACCUAAACAAACAGAUGAUGUAUUACAAUGCUGGAUGAAACAUAUAAAUAAUAAUGAGUCAUCAUCUAGUAUAUUUGACCAGAUCUUCCUGGCAGCAUCUCAUUGUUAUGUUGCAUUCAGUAUGUCUUUAACAAUGAGGACAACAAAAGAAGUGCCCCUAUAUGAGUAUGUAUGUACCCAGGUUUGUGGUCUUGUUGGCAGUUUGCCAGCAAAAUAUUUCAAUGUUCUGGAGGAAAGUCUACUCCAGAGUUUGUUCUCAGUGAACAUGUAUGUGUCAUGUCUUACAGAAGAUGUAUGGUGCUUCAUAUCAAGGUUUGGGUCUGCAGAUUUAUGCUACCAGCAUACAAAGUUACUGAUUGACGUUUGUGAAGUGUCGGGCUACCCUUACUGUGUUGUCAAACUAGUGAAAAGACUUGUGAAGUUUCUAGCCCCAGAUCAUCAGAACCAGUUGAUGAAGUGUUUCCCACCUGACAAACAUGUUAGACUGUGGUGUGAUAUAUUUUUGUCUGUCUUACCUACAACAAUAUCUACUGACAAGUGGCAACUGUUGAUUGAACAUCUGCUUAAAGAUGUAGAGAAUUUCAUUUCCAAAAGUAACAGAACUUACACUGAUUUAGUUUUCUUGAUGGAAAGUUUGACAUAUCUUGUGGAGGUUUUUGAUCAUCAUGGGAGCACACAGAAUAAUCUACAGGAUCUUCUGCCGGCGUGUGUCAAGGGAAAACUUUCUCAAUUCUAUGAAUUAUGGGAUAGACAAUGGACAAGGGAGGCAAUCUUCAGUAACUUUUUGUCAAAGCUGACAGAGUUGUCCGGAUUUCUUAUAACACAUUUGGGAAAUGAAGAUUUUUUAAUGAUAUUAGAUUUACUGUUGGACUUGGUGAAAGCAGAUUAUGAUGGCGUGAAAAUUACGGCUUGUCAUUUUCUAAAAAGGUGUAGGAAAACUAAAUUUUCACCUGAUUCUAAUCAACCAUUAAUACUAAAGAAGAUAGCCAUGUUGUAUGGCCUAUUACUUCAAGACAAAAAUAGUUUAGUACACCACACAUCACUUGAAUCAUUUACGCAAUUUGCUGAAAGCACGCCGUAUGAAUCUCUUGUACCAGAAUGUUUAGGGGAUAAUCAACAGUUACAGAACAAAGUUGUUGCUUUCCUUAGUAAAGUUACUGAAAUUGAUGUGAACAGUGAUAAAGUUUGUUACCUGAAGCAACAGUAUAAUGCCCUCAGUCAUCCCAAAUUGUAUCCUGGCUUACAAACAAGCAAAGAUGGGAACCAGUGUUCAACAGAGGUUGUCGGUCAAGUUCUAGAGAGGAAGAAUAUAGCUGAUGGAGAUAUGCUAGAUGAUAUUGAGGAGCCUGCUUUGAAAAGAAAGAGAUGUCUUGAUAUUGAAGUAAGUUUUAGUAUCAAUAAGAGAUAGUGAUGUUACUUUUUUCUAGAAGACAUUCAUUUAUUUACACAAUGCUGGUCUUUAUCUUUA
Messenger RNA from Ruditapes philippinarum (Manila clam), 2842 nucleotides. RefSeq names its product FIGNL1-interacting regulator of recombination and mitosis-like. The transcript is spliced from 22 exons. The coding region runs from base 176 to 2782 and encodes 868 amino acids. The record is from RefSeq and is a predicted model, not a curated record. NCBI's taxonomy places the organism in Eukaryota, Metazoa, Mollusca, Bivalvia, Venerida, Veneridae.